AUGCUUCCCUUCUUGACCCUGUUCUCCCUCGCUUUGGCUGUCAUCAAUGCCUUGGUGAUCCCCCAAAGUGACUCUGGCAUCGUCCACAAGAGAAACGGCUCUCCUCUCAAGAUGGACUUCACUAUCGAGAACUUCUUUGAUGAGACUGUUACUACAGCACAGAUCAGCUCUAGAGCUAAAGCUCUUGCUGCUCAUCUUUCUGGUCUUUCUUUGUCAAAGAGAGCUGAAAGUGCUACUCUUCUCAACGAUAGGGAUAUCAGCUACUUGAUCGACUUGAAGCUUGGUUCGAGCGAACAGAAAGUCACUGUGCUUUUGGAUACUGGCUCUUCUGACCUUUGGGUUAACGGCCCUACCAUCAAGGACCCCAAGGGUGGCAUUUUUGACCCUUCCAAGUCCUCCAACAUUAAACAUACUGGUGAAGAGUUUUUCAUUUCCUACUUGGACAAGUCUUACGCCAAGGGUGAGUAUGUCACAGAUGAGUUUGGCCUUGGUGACGGCAAGAAGCUCUUGGACAACUUCCAGUUUGCUAUUGUAAACCAGAGUCUGGAUAACGCCCAGGGAGUACUUGGAAUUGCAGACAGAAACCAGUUGGCCAGCAAGGAGCCAUACGACAACUUACCAUGGGCUUUACAGAAAGCUGGUCUCACCCCAAAGGCAUCCUACUCUUUAUACUUGGGUUCUCGUGAUAGCGGCAAGGGCUCCAUUAUCUUUGGUGGCAUUGAUACCGAAAAGUACGAAGGUGACUUGGCCAAGUACCCUGUUGCGGGCACCAGAGGUUUGGCUCUCAACGUCAAGAAUGCUGAAAUUGCAGGCAACACCAUCGAUAUGGACAUAGAGGUUCUUUUGGAUUCCGGUACUUCCUUGAACUUGUGGCCCCAGGAUGUCAUUGACGCUGUUGGCAAGGAGCUUCACGGUAACCUUACUCAGGGAUUCUACCUUGUGGAAUGUGAGCAGCCCAAAGACAAGUACUUGACGUUUGACUUUGGCGAGAACAAAAUCAAGUUAUCCUACCAGGACCUUGUUUGGAAGACCCAGGGACUUUGCCUUUUGGGAGUCAGACCUGGUAUUAACAACACCCAUAUCUUUGGUGAUGUGUUCUUGAGAUCUGCCUACGUGUACUAUGAUCUUUCUGAAAGAGAGAUUUCUAUUGCUCAGGCAAAAUACACUGAUGCUUCUAAUAUCAUCGAGGCAUAG
Messenger RNA from Candidozyma haemuli, 1194 nucleotides. Its product is annotated as pepsin-like aspartic protease. Lineage: Eukaryota; Fungi; Ascomycota; Pichiomycetes; Serinales; Metschnikowiaceae. Gene Ontology annotation, biological process: proteolysis. The coding region runs from base 1 to 1194 and encodes 397 amino acids. The transcript has a single exon. The record is from RefSeq and is a predicted model, not a curated record. Gene Ontology annotation, molecular function: aspartic-type endopeptidase activity.